CCAUUUCAACUACAUUGCAAUUGGUUUUUCUCUAUAAAUAAUCACCUUCGUACCAGAAUGUAAUCAAAUUGGUAUAGAGUGCACACACAUGGAGGAAGAGAACGACAUAACAGUGACAUGGGAGAAUUUGCAGGCUAGAGUUGCCGGUGGAAAGAAUAGAAAAUUAAUACUGAAUGGUUUAACUGGUUAUGCACAACCAGGGAAGCUUUUGGCUAUAAUGGGUCCUUCUGGUUGUGGCAAAUCGACACUUCUUGAUGCUUUAGCAGGAAGAUUGGGAUCGAACAUAAAGCAAACGGGGAAGAUUCUAAUCAAUGGCCUGAAGCAAGAACUGGCCUACGGAACAUCAGGGUACGUGACACAAGACGAUGCGAUGCUGUCAUGUUUAACAGCUGGAGAAACGUUGUACUACUCAGCUGAACUCCAAUUUCCAAACAGCAUGUCUAUAACUGAGAAGAAGGAACGAGCAGAUGCUACGCUGAGAGAAAUGGGUCUGCAAGAUGCGAUCAACACAAGGGUUGGAGGGUGGAGUUGUAAAGGUCUGAGUGGGGGACAGAAACGGAGACUCAGCAUAUGCAUUGAGAUUCUAACACAUCCCAGACUCCUCUUCCUUGAUGAACCAACCAGUGGCCUUGAUAGUGCAGCUUCCUUUUAUGUUAUGACUGGAAUUGCAAGUCUCAUUCUAAAGGAUGGCAUUCAAAGGACUAUUGUGGCUUCCAUCCACCAGCCUAGCAGUCAGGUUUUCCAACUUUUUCAUCAUCUUUGUCUUCUCUCUUCAGGAGAGACUGUGUAUUUUGGACCAGCCUCUCAUGCAAAUCAGUUUUUCUCUUCCAAUGGUUUUCCCUGCCCAUCUCUCUACAAUCCUUCAGAUCAUUACCUAAGGAUCAUAAACAAAGAUUUCAAUCAGGAUGCCGACGAAGGAAUUACCACUGAAGAAGCAACUAAUAUCCUUGUCAGUUCUUAUAAAUCGUCUGAAUAUAGUAAUGACGUUCAGAAUGAAAUAGCAAAAAUAAGUGUAAACGAUUCUGGUGCAGUUGGAAGGAAGAAGAUUCACGCUGCAUUCCUUACUCAGUGUCUGGUUCUUCUGAAAAGAUCUUCGAAGCAAAUCUAUCGUGAUAUAAGCAAUUACUGGUUACGUCUGACUGUCUUUAUAGCAGUAUCUGUAAGCUUGGGCUCUAUUUUCUAUCACGUUGGUGCAAGUAUGAGAUCAAUUCAGGAAAGAGGAUCGCUGCUUUGUUUUUUCGUUUCGGUUCUGUGUUUCAUGACACUUGUCGGUGGAUUCUCGCCGUUAAUAGAGGAAAUGAAGGUGUUAAAGAGAGAGAGAUUGAAUGGACAUUAUGGUAUAACAGCUUUUCUGGUAGGGAGCACAUUUUCUGCUGUUCCUUACACACUACUGAUAUCUAUCAUUCCGGGAGCUAUAGUUACUUAUCUUUCUGGACUGCACAAAGGAUUAGAGAACUUUGUAUACUUUUCUUGUGUACUAUUUGGUAUUGUGAUGUGGGUUGAGAGCCUGAUGAUGGUUGUUGGGAGCAUUUUUCCAAAUUUUGUUAUGGGUGUGAUCACUGCUGGUGGGGUUGAAGGAGUGAUGAUUUUGACAAGUGGAUUCUACAGGCUGCCUAAUGAUCUUCCGAAACCNUUAUGGAAAUACCCUUUCUACCAUGUUUCCUUCCUCAACUAUGCUUUCCAAGGAUUGUUAAAGAAUGAAUUUGAGGGAUUAAUGUUUGGUUCAGAUGGCAUAAGUCUUAGUGGUAGAUAUAUUCUUUCAGAGACAUGGCAUGUGCAAAUGGGUCAUUCAAAGUGGUUUGAUCUUUCUAUCAUGUUUGGUAUGAUUCUUCUCUAUAGAGUUCUAUUCUUGAUCAUCACUAAAUGCAAGGAGAAAUUCAAACAUGUUCAUGUUGGCACUAAUGCUCCUCAAACAAAAGUUUUCUCCAGAACCAACAUCACUGAUCUUUAGACAACUGAAAUGGAGAAUUAUGAUGCUCAAAGUCAUUCAUUACCAGAGUUUCUGUUAGAGAUAACCAGUUAAUAUCAAAGUUAUAUAUUACCACAUCCUCAAUGUUAAAGAAAUACUGAGAGACAAAUUGUAAUAUAAGUAAUAAAAUCUGAUAGAG
Messenger RNA from Vigna radiata var. radiata (mung bean), 2108 nucleotides. Its product is annotated as ABC transporter G family member 11-like. NCBI's taxonomy places the organism in Eukaryota, Viridiplantae, Streptophyta, Magnoliopsida, Fabales, Fabaceae. Bases 89 to 1951 code for a protein of 620 amino acids. Gene Ontology annotation, cellular component: membrane. The record is from RefSeq and is a predicted model, not a curated record. The transcript has 8 exons. Gene Ontology annotation, molecular function: ATP binding; ABC-type transporter activity; ATP hydrolysis activity.